This is a messenger RNA of Plasmodium vivax (malaria parasite P. vivax), 726 nucleotides long. RefSeq names its product RAD protein (Pv-fam-e). NCBI's taxonomy places the organism in Eukaryota, Apicomplexa, Aconoidasida, Haemosporida, Plasmodiidae. The transcript is spliced from 2 exons. The record is from RefSeq and is a predicted model, not a curated record. The coding region runs from base 1 to 726 and encodes 241 amino acids.
AUGAAUAAUCUCUCGAUGUUCAAGAUGUCUAAAUCUGUUGGCCUUUUCUUCCUUCUUUUAGGAAUUGGGUUGUUGGUAAGAUUAAGCGAUUUUAAUUAUCGCAAAAAGGAGAACUCUUUUACGAAUAAUAUUACCACUCCACAUGGUAAUGCAGCGUUGAAGUCAAAUAUAGAUGCAUUCCCAAGACAUUUAUCGACACUAUCGCAAAUCGUAAAACAUUAUUGUCCAAAAACUGAACUAAACGGAAGCAAUAAUAAAAAUGUUGAAGAACAGAAAAGGAUUUCUGCAAUAUAUUCAGAAUUAAGCAAUUUAGAAAUGAUGAAAUAUUGUGGCAAUAUGACAUUCUUAUUUGGAAAAGAUAUAAGUACUGAUCUUAUCAGAUAUAAUGAGUUUCUUACGCACUUAUUAAAUAAUAUGGAAAGAAAAUUAUCAAACAACCUAACUUCAUUAGCCACAAAAUUUGGGAUUCCAAAGGAAGAUAAAGAGAAAUUGUGGAAAGAAUACAAAGAAGGAAUUAAAAAAGAAUUUAAAGAAGUAAACGAUUAUUAUAAACGCAUUUGUAAGGAUUAUGAGAAUACUCUGAUAAUACCGGGUUUUCUUUUUAACAUAAAAUUGCAAAAAUAUAUUAACUUGUGGAGAAAAGUUGCAUAUAGAACUGAAAAAAAAUGGAGUGACACUUUUGCAAUUAGAACAAGUAAAUAUAGAACCCUAAAAUCAAAGUCAUAA